Messenger RNA from Owenia fusiformis, 5986 nucleotides. NCBI's taxonomy places the organism in Eukaryota, Metazoa, Annelida, Polychaeta, Sabellida, Oweniidae. The record is from the annotation of a GenBank genome assembly.
GCAGAUUCCAGUAACAGUUACCAUAGCAACUGAGACAGUUGCUUUAUCCAACAAAUUGGUCACAUUUCUGCUGAGCUAAUGAUGGGAGCUUCUUAUGAGGAAGAAUCUGUCGAUAUUGGAGUCACCAAGUGCUAAGUUGAUAGAAAAAUACCAAUUUAGGACAACUUGUUGGGAUAACAAUUGAGUGACGUGUCCGGUCUAGCAUAUUAACUCUUUCAUUUCUAUUGGUAUUCAUCCUUUGACACUUGAACCUAAUUGGCAGCAUUGAGACCAAUACCAUUUGACAAGUUAAAAUCAUAUGCAUGCGAAUGCGUGGAUUAAUCUCAGCGGAUUAUAUGGAAAGUGGAAUAUAGUGUGGAAUGUAAUACCGUAUGUAAAUCUGACUUUGGGCUACAUCGAUGCAGUAUGCAUUAUUUAUCCCAUAGACAUUUUUCUCUCACGAAAAUACCCACCAGGGGGUGAUUAUCAACAUCAAAGGAGAUUUCUCAAAUCCUGAUACAUUGGCACCUACUGGAUAUAUCACCAAUAUGUCCUAGAAGUGAAAUUACUGAGAAGCCACAUCUAAGAUAAUCUGGGAAAUGAACAUCGGUGCAGUCUUUUGGAAACAUAUCCGACUUAUAAAGAAGAGAACUAAUUAUUAGGUACAUGGAUUGAGAUUUAUUAUAAACGAGCUUUAAUAUAUGUCAUCAAUCAUCCGGUAUCAUAAUAAAACCAGGAAAAGUUAAUGACGCUACUACAGGAUGAACUGUAGGACAAAUGAAAUGUUUACAAUUCGUGAUUGAUAUUGUAAUUAGACUUGAAUCCCCAGUGUGUGUGCUCACUGAAGCCUAGUAGCUUUGUUGAAUGUAUCGCAAUGUGGACUAUAUACAGAUUUCUUGCCAUGUAUGGAAUGGUACUAUAUCAUACACUACUAUGGGGUUUACUCUUGCAGUUUUACCCUACCACAGGUCUCCAGAGACAGUUGGAUCUAUAUGAUCAUUGGAGCUUGACUAAUGGGUUUCACAGCCCUUCACAUAGCAGAAAAAAUCAUGAUUAUAAAUCAACUAAAAAUAAAAGAGUUAUCCAUGAGUCCCAUUUCAUGAGGAUAAAUAAGAUUAAGUAUCCUAACUUAAGUGAUUUAUCUAACUUAGUGUCAAAACGCAUUAGGCCAAUGAGAAAUAGUAAUUUACAAGAGUUAACAUUGGAAGUGCCAAAAGAAAAUGAGAUUCAAGUCAGUGAUGCUUUAAUGGAUCUUAAUCUUGUUUCCAAUAGUCUUUUAUUACGUCUUUAUAACCAAAAUAGACAAACUAAACCAAAUAGGCGGAAAAGGCAAGCAAUGGACUAUGAUAAUGUAAACAGAAUGUCUCCAUCAUUGGAAGACAUUGUAAAGGGGACUUCUAGUACAGAAUCAUCUGAGAAUCUAGUUACAUCUGAUGGUGCUGAGAGUAAUGGCAAAUUGACCAUCUCAACAAUUGACACAUAUCAGACAAUUGACACUGAAAACUCCAAUGGUGUUACAGGGAACAUUCAUGGUGCUUCUAAGACUAUAUAUCAUACUUUAAAUCAUGAUUCAGAUGUUAACACUGGCACUGCAGCUGAAUUGUCUGACACUGCAGCUGAAAUGUCUGACAUGACAGUUGAAAUGCCUGACACUAUAGCUGAAAUACCUGACACUACAGCUGAAAUGCCUGACAUGACAGUUGGAAUGCUUGACACUAUAGCUGAAAUACCUGACACUACAGCUGAAAUGCCUGACAUGACAGUUGAAAUGCCUGACACUACAGCUGACAUGUCUGCCACUACAGCUGAAAUGUCUGAAACUACAACUGAAAUGCCUGACACAACAGCUGAAAUACCUGACACUACAGCUGAAAUGCCUGACAUAACAGUUGAAAUGUCUGACACACCAGUUGAAAUAUCUGACACUACAGCUGAAAUGCCUGAUACUACAGCUGAAAUGUCUAACAUCGCAACUGAAAUGCCUGACAUGACAGUUGAAAUGCCUUACACUACAGCUGAAAUUUCCGACUCUGCAGCUGCAAUGCCUGACACAACAGCUGCAAAUGUUGACACUUCAGCUGAAAUGACCAACAAAACAACUGAUUUGUCUGACUCUACAGCUGCCAUACCUGACACAACAGCUGAAAUGCCUGACACAACAGCUGAUAUAUCUGGUUUAUAUAAUUCAAUAGCUGCAAUACCUUACAUAACAUCUGCAAUAUCUGACAUUACAGCUGAAAUGCCUGAACCUACAACUGGUAUUUCUAAAUCUUUAGAUAUGUCUCUCUCUACAACUCAAAUGUCUCAUAACUUCCCAGUAACUGAUAACACAGCAGUAAUAACUGAGGAACCAGAUGACUCAACUGAUAUUUCUGCCUCCUCAAUCCAAAAUAUCUCUAGUCAAACUACUAAAGAACAAUCAAAUAUAACAGACACAAUGAUAAGUACAGGUCUUAGGACUCUAGAUGUAACAACAGUGCAAUAUACAAACAGUGAACCUACUUCAUCCAUUGAACAAAGUCCAACAACUUCACCUGAAACAGAGAUCACUAUUGAUGAUAUGUCUUUGACAACCAGAAACUCUGGAGUCAAAGGGGAUGAAAUAACAGAAAUGACAUCCAACAGUCCAAGUACAGUUGAACUUGAAAUUACCUAUAAUUCUACAACACAUUUUGCACAAAAUGAUGAUGCUACUACAGAUGAAUCUAUGCUUCAAGAAACUGCUAUGAUGACAGAGGUCCCUCUUGAAACUUCUAAAUCUAGAUUUACAACCGUUGCUUCAUCAAGAGAAACACGACAUGUGAACCAAUCUAAUAGUUCACCAACUAUGGUCCCAAAUACUCCCCUGACACCCACAGAAAGCAUCGUCACUGUGACUGAUGAUGGGAAAUUGGUUUCCAUUGAAACUGUGAAUAAUACAAGUGCUGCCAUCUUUGAAUCAAUCUCAACUUUAGAUCCAUCAAUGAACUCCUCUGAGGAAAUGACUUCUCCCUCUAAUCCUACUAAUAUUGAUGAAUUAUCAACAAUUAUCAGUGAACCGCAAACCCUUGAAUCAUUCGUCACAAUUCCCUUGGCUGAUAUGAAAACAGUGAGUCAUAAUUAUAAAACAACUACAUCCCCACAGGAAUCUCAAACCACAACUGAUUUAGAAGCUACUUUAAGUGUAACUGAUGGAAUUAUUAAAUCUGACACAACUUUUGAAAGUUCAACAGUAGGUAUUGAUACAGAAAAUGUUACUGUUAAGUCUGCCUUGGAACCAGUCCCUACUGUUAAAUCUACAAAUGAACAAUCCUCUACUCCUGUUUCCACAAGUGCCCAAGUUAUUAUUCACGACUCAACAAGUAAUUCAACCUUUACUCCUGAACUGACCAGUGAACCAGGACCUAGUCCAGUUCUCACAAGUGAAACAGCUCCACCUCUGGAACCCACAAGUGAGCCAUCCCCUGAGCCUACAAGAGAACCAACCACCAUUCACAAGGCUUCAAGUGAACGCAUACCUACUUUUGAGCUUACAAGUGAGCCGGUCCCUGAGCCAACAAGUCAAGCAACUCGUACUUUUAAGUCAACAAGUGAAUCGGUUUCUACUCCCAAGCCUACGAGAAAACAAUCCCCUACUCCUAUGUUGACAAGUGGAACAGUCUCUACUCCCACGCCUUCAAGAGAACAAGCCCCUACACUUGAGCCCACAAGUGAACCAGCCCCUGACCCUCCAAGUAAACCAACAACUACCCCCAAGCCUUCAAGUGAACCAGCCCCUGACCCUCCAAGUAAACCAACAACUACCCCCAAGCCUUCAAGUGAACCAGUCUAUACAACCAAGAUGAAAUCUGAACCCACAAGUGAGCCAGAGAGCAGUAGCUGGCCAGACAUAUCAGACAGCAUCCCUGAGCCUGAAAUGAGGCCAACUCUCCCUCCAUAUGCAGAACCAGAACCAGACUGGUCUAUAGCCAAGCCCAUUCUGCAAGAAGCAUGGGAAGUCCAUGUGUACCUAGUUGGUGUAUUAUUUGCUCUCCUUGCUUUAUACUCACUGGUCAGUAUCAUCAGACUGUACAACAACAAACAUCUACUCAGUCAAGGCUAUUUCAUUGCUCUCAAUGCUCUUAUGUUCAUAAUGGGCAGUUUCAGGGCAGUAUAUUUCCUAGUGGAUGCCUACAACUCUAAUCGAACAUUCCCCAUCUGGCUGUCAUACUUCAUGUAUGGUAUAGGACUCCCUUGUCUUACAUCAGCCUUCAGUGUGCUCUUCCUAGCACUGUUACAAACUACUAAGAUGCAACUCCUUUCCCCACGCAUACAAAAACUCAGUUGUCUUAUCCUCAUUAUUGCUCUCCAUUUUAUCCUGCACAUCGUGGCAGAUGUCCUCAUAGCAUUCUUCUUUGACAGCAAGAUUAUUGUUCUCAUAUGUCAGAUCUUCUUCUGCAUGUGGGGGCUGAUUCUAUUUGGAGGUUAUUUCUAUAUAUUCAGAAAGUUGUAUAAAUCUGCCGUAAAGAGACAAAAAACAAUGAUGGCCUCUAGUGUGAGUCUCAUGAAAUAUAAACUACAAGAUGUGAUACCGAUUAGGAAACCACAUAAGUUAACUUUAGGAAUUGCAGUGAAGAUAACAUUCGUAACAGCCAUAUUUGGACUGAUUUGUGCCAUUUUACAGAUCUAUGCGAUGGCUGGAGUGUACAGUGUGUUCAGUCAGGAGAUACCUCAACCAUGGCCCUGGUGGGGCUUCCAGUUUGCACAGCGUCUUACCGAGCUAGCAAUGUGUUUCACCAUGAGCUAUGUUGCAACACAACCAUUUCGUUACAACAAACCCAAACAGCGCAGCUCCUGUAAAAUGUUUGAUUCCUACUUUUUCGCUCCAUGUUGUCGAAUCUGUCGCGGGGACUCCUAUGAUAUUAAUGAGGACUUAGACCUCGGCUGGGAUGCUCUCACAGGAUCAAUGCACGAUUCAAUUUAUAAAAAAGACAUUGCACAGUUCAGUUUGGAAGAAGUUCAUCCACUACAUACUGGCGCUAAUGGUCAUAAAGAUAAUGUGACCAAUGGAAAUGCUCAAAAAUAUUCAACGUUGCAGUCAUCUAGUUCAGGAAGUACCACCAGACCACCUUCAUCUAUGUUGGUGAUUGAGGAUGGACGUAUACGAUUCCGUCUUGAGAAUGAGAUUGAGGAAAGCAUUCCUGAUUUGUCAUCUGGAGAGGAGGAAACUAGUGGCUCCCACUAUUGGCGGGAAAGUUCAGCACAGCCAUCAGAUAAUUCAAACACUAGUUUAUUAAAACACAAAGUGCAAGAUUUUAAUUCUGGAAUGGCGAAUGGAGCACACUCGCCUUCGACAUUAAGUCAUAAAUCCCCUACACCAAGUUUUAAAUUCAAUGGUACAUCACUGACUGAAUCUAGUGACUCUGACUUCAGACCACCUUCCCCACUGAACCUCAACAUCAGUAUAGAGAAUGCACUACAUAGGGUCCUAAUGGGUCAAACAGGAACCAGUCCCCCUAAGUCACACAAUGGACUAUCACACCCUGGCUCUGUGAAAUCGCUACAGGGAAAUUACAAAACAUGUUCAGUGAAUGGCAGUAGUGAGGAAGACUUGCCAAAAUCAGUAGAGCUACCAAGGAAAUUCAAACCUAAAUUGAUUAUGAAAGUUCAUUCGAGUAAUAAUGUAGAUGCUCAAUUUUAGAUGCCUCAAUAAUUGUAUGCAUAGCAGUAUAUGUAUUUGAUAAAAGAUAUAGUUGUCAGAUUGUUGUUAUUUAUUAUUAGAGUGUCUGUCCAUUGUACAACUGUGUUUUUUAUUUAUUUCAUACAUUUGAUAAAAACUGGUGCAUGUAUUGCAUUUGUAAACAACUAAGUAUUUCAUUGAGCAUUGUAACAUGUGUACCUUAGACUCUUAUGGUCCAUGUUCAAAUGUAACAUCUACCAGCCUGAAACUGUAUUCAAUCAAUGACUUUUAUAGAAUAUAUUAUGAGGUUAUAUAAUGGCUCUUUCUGUAUAUCGUGUUUAUACUCGAGUAUAUGGUAUAUUCACAAGU